Molecule: messenger RNA, 2418 nt
Organism: Odocoileus virginianus texanus
Lineage: Eukaryota; Metazoa; Chordata; Mammalia; Artiodactyla; Cervidae
Source: RefSeq, a predicted model, not a curated record
CCCCUGGGGAGCCACGGCCACACGGGCCAAGAGCCAAGGGAGCAGCCUGAUGUCCCUCUGCCGGGCCUUCCGCGGGCGACCUCCCUGGACACAGGAUGGCCACCAGGCCCAGCCUUUCCUGCGGGCGACGUGGAGGGGAGCCUUCCUGCCGCUCAGAUCUGCUUCCUGCCGGUGAAGGAGCCACCCCCGGGAGACCCCCAGACCGGCCCCAGCCCCCAGCCGGCGGAGGAAAAGACCCGGGCUCUGACGGGAAGCCCAGCAUCACACUUCCAAGGCCAGAGUCGACCCUCCCUGAGCGCAGGGUGUCCCCACGGCCCCCAGGAAGCCCGUCAGGUGGCUGAAGGCGGCGGGAGUCCCGCGGGGUUGGAACCGGGGCUGGACUUUGCCGGCAUCCCCGUGGAGGGUCCUGCCACUGUGGAGGCUGCUCAGAGCUGCUCAGGGGAGCAGAGGGUAGAGACCUGUCCGCAGGAGAACCCCCACACCCCUUUCUUCUGCCUGGAAGCUGCCCCACCGACCUUGUCUCCUGGUGACGCCCCCACCACUUCAAGGGCCCCGCUCUUACAUGAGGACCAGUCCCCAGCAGCUGAGGUGGUGGCACCCCCAGCCCUGCACGAGGGUGGCCCCCCGGCCGGGCUCAUGGCCCCUUGGGACCUGGGCUCCGAGUCCACCCCCAGCGCCUGCUCAGAGGCGUCUUCUCCAUGGUCCACUGCCGCCUCCUCGGGGAGCCUCCCGUCCUGCCCUUCCCUCCAGGAGUUUCAGAAAGCAUCCGCCAUCCUGGUCCAGCUUUCCGAGAGCCCCACCUCCCUCUCGGAUGGGGAAGCCAGGGGCACUCCAGACACAGACCUCAGCUGGGCUGGGGGGCUCCCUGCUCUGGACUCCUGGGAGUCCUACCGGGGUGGAGGGCCGGAGACCUGGGGGGGGCUGGAGGGCACUGAGGCCCUUUCCGGGCACAGCUCUGGCACUGGGGUGGGUGGCCUGGCUCUGGCAGGGGGUCUCCCCGUUGCCCAGUCUCUGCAGUCAGGGUUGGAGCGGUCCGAGUUGUCCAGCGAGGUCUGGGGCUGGGAGAGCCCACGGGGCCCUGGCGCCGGUGCGGGGCCAGUCCCAGGGCGCUGCUUGCCUGUAGGACAUGCAUCCCACUUGGAACAGGCGGGGGUACCCCUUGCCCUGCCUCCCGUCCUGGGCUCAGGGAAGGGGCGGGAAGAUUCUGGAACCAGUGGGAGCGCGACCAGUGGAUCAGACACAGGAAAAGCUCAGCGGCGGUCCCGGGAGGCUGCAGGAGCAAGGCUCCCAUCCCAAACCUCUUCCUCGGGUGAUUUACACUUGACCCUUUCCUUCCCCUCUGGGACCUCGGUCUCUGAGUUUGGCCAAAGAGGAGAAACAGUGCCUCCGCAGGCCUCGGGUGGCUGCCCAGAGGGGCUCCGGGGCACUCAUCCGAGCCCUUCCACUGAUGGGAAACCUGUUCGGACCUCCUCUGAGCCUGAGGUCCUCUUGAUGCCAGGGGCUCCUCCUGGGGACCCCGGUGGGCAGGCAGCCCAGACAGCUGAGGGCUGGGCCCCUGGGUGUGGGGGAAGCAGAGCCCCCCCUGUCCUGAAGGAAGCCUGCACUCCUCUGGCCGGCGGCGUCUUACCUGAGAUCCUGUCCCCGAUGGGCGAGGCGCUGUCCCAAAGCAGCUUGGACCUCCCGCCCUCCACCCAGAGGGACGCUUGCCUCCCUCCUCUGCCUCCCACCCUCCCAGCGGAUGGGGAGGCCGACCCUGCCAGCCCCCACUCAGAAGACUUCCCUACCCCGCCCGAAGAUGCUGUGUGUCCUGGGGUCUCACUGGACACCCCAGGGGAAGCUGCCUCCCUCAUUAUGGGAGAGUGGUCCUCCUUGUCUGGGGAGGGUCUGUCUGAGUCACCGUCCCCAGGGCCCCAGGAGGAGGCCAGGCUCUGCCUCGGGGUGGCAGGACAGGGCAGAAGCCUUGGGGAAGUACUGGGUGAAUCAGGUUCUGUUGGGAGGGACCAGGCCAUGGACAGCCGGUUGUCUGAACCAGUCAGCUUGGGGUCUCCCUGCUGUGGGGGAGCAGGGGAUGCCCCGGGGUGGCUCCCAGUGCUGUCAGCGCAGCCCCUGACCCUGUCUGGAGUGGCCUGUGCGUCUGUGGAGAGUCUGGUGGCUGGGGACCCAGGGCUGCCUGGCUCAGGGCAGGGGGACCCUGCUCUGGCUCUGGGUGCCGGACCGCAUGCUGCCCUGCCGGGCGUGCAGAGAGCCGAGGUGGUGGGCCUGCUGUCCGCCCAGCUCAGCAGCAGGGUUCUGAGGGACGCCCUGGCCGUGCUCUCGGAGGCAGCCCCAGCAGGCAGCCCGGCGGCCGAGGGGCCCAGCCGGGGCACGCGGGCUCACACGGCAGCCACUGGGCAGUCGUGGGGAAGGCUUGACUUCUGA